Molecule: messenger RNA, 1479 nt
Organism: Aureobasidium vineae
Lineage: Eukaryota; Fungi; Ascomycota; Dothideomycetes; Dothideales; Saccotheciaceae
Source: the annotation of a GenBank genome assembly
AUGAAUAUCGUUCAGCAGCAAGCGACUCCUCCGCCAGAGAAGAGCAGCCCAUCAGAGAAGGCACCGGAAUAUCACCCCGCAAUCUCCCAGCCACCGGCUGCAGGCAGCUACUACCAACCACCCAUGAUAUCAACAGUUUCCCACUUUGACCAACUUCCAUUGGAACUUCUUAGGAUCGUCGCGCAAGAAUUUGAUGAACAUGGCGGUUGUAAUGCUACAAAAUCAUUACGAUGUGUUUCCAGGAGAUGUGCCGACGUUUGUACCGGACUAGUCUUCCGCAAUCCGACGCUCUUGCUAAGGCCGAAGAGCAUCAGCAAUCUACGAAGCCUGCUUGAGAAACCGGAUCUGUGUUCUGUUGUGACGCAACUCACGAUCGAUACGGCGGAGUACACGGAUACUUGCAUGGAUACGUAUGACUGGGAGUACCGUGACGAAGAGCUGUUGCAAUCCUUUCUGGCUGUCUUGAAGAAGCUGGGGCGACUUGCCAAUUUACGCUCCGUGACACUGAAAUGCAGCAGUGAGUGUGUUGGCCCACAGCAGCGACGCCACUGGUGGGCUCGAAAUGUACCCGAGAGUAUCAAGUUCAGGACGGAUGUGCUGCAAAGUCUGUUUACUGGCUUGAAUUCCAACUAUGCGACGCCGAAGCUAGAUCACCUCUGUAUCGAGAAUUUGCAAGGCUGCGGGAACGAGGUAGUGGCUCGAUCUAGAGAUUUUAGAGCGGUCAUGUCGCGGAUCCGAAGAUUGGAGUUUCAAAUCGCCACCGAAGAUGUUGACGGUGAUGGCUCUUUGCCUGCGAACCUCGGUAAGAAAGAGCUUCAUUCGUUCUUUGGACAACGGCUCGUGCAAGAGUGGCUCGAACCGAUUCGCAACAACUUGACACAUCUGAAGCUGUAUUCGCGAGACAUAUAUUUUGGAUACCUUCCAAAGUGUCAUCUGCCCACCUUUCCAGUUCUGCGAUCUCUGAUGCUUGGAGGAAUGAGUUUCAGCCAUGAUGAACAACUGAACUGGAUUUUGGCACACAGCAGCACUCUCGAAGAGCUUGUUCUUGACAAUUGUCCUAUUGUCAUUGGUGUACGCAUACCGUCGACGCUGGACUCGAACAAUUACCCCAUUGAACCAUUGUUUAACUCGAGCACCACAGGAUCAAUCCUUGCACCAUCAAGCUUCUUGUACCCGGCUCGAUGGCACCACUAUUUCUCUCGCUUUGCGACUGAACUGAUCAAGCUACGAUCAAUACGAUGUGGAUUUGGUGAUUGGUAUGACAACACAGCGUUUCCGAAGUCAAAGGACCUUGGUACUGGACUCUGGGCGCAAAGGUAUCGAGUUCUGGACGACGGAUUUUGGAGGAAGCCUCCGUUCGAAGAUGGCUCUUAUGAUGGCAGUUGGAGUGAGCCCCCGAUGUACCCUGAUUGUACCGACGAAGACUGGAUCACAUUGUGUGAAGUGAAGACUGCAAUCGCAUUGCGAGUUGGUGGUUGA